CACGCACAUGAGCGCGAUACGCACGCACACGGUCGUCGUAUAAGGGGAAAGAAGAAAAAAUAAAAGAGAGGAAAAAAUCGAGAAGGAAAAAAACUCCGACGCACACUGCCGCGGCCCAGGCUACUGAUCAUCAGGAAUUCCGUCCGUCCGUCCGUCAGUGUCCGUCCAGUCCGGUCUGGUCCGCCGCCGCCGAAUCCGUCGGUUUUAUUUAAUUGUUUUGAUAUUUAAUUUGAUAAAUUGUAUGUUAUUAUAUUUUACAUCCAACUCCGCCGGUCUUGUGCCGUUUUUCGUCCUGUGACAUCGUUGGUCGUGCGCAACAUGUCCCGCGACGGUAUCGUCGUCGCGCACGAGUGUCAUCGGAUUUCCGGCACGUUUCUACGCGACUCGGCGGCAAUAAACGUGACGACGAUUCCGCGUGUACAACAUCAAAGGCCCGUCUGACAGUGGAGAUCUAUUUCGAAAUGCCUGUAACAGAGGUAGUAAGGAGCGUGACACCAAUAGCUCCAUACCCACGGUUAUGAUGAAUAAUAAUAUACUAAUUGACUCCGCCAGACCAAAAGUAUUACCGGGAGAAGAGUCUGAGCGAUCGUCUGAGGACAACGCAUGUUUAGGUCAAAAAUUCAAAAACAGUUUUGAAAACAAAUGUGUAAGAUGUCGCAAAACACAAACCGAAUUAUUAAUGGCUGGUUCCAAAUGCCGUGCAUGCAGCAUUCAGGAACAUGCUGGAUGUGGUGCACGCCACGACUACGAACAAGCCGACGGUGAUAGUGGUGAUCGGGGAUCGUUAUCCCCAAAUGAUGGCCAAAACUCUGGGCCCAUGUUAUGGGCCCGUAACUUAGAUUGCUUGUUAGCUGAUCCUAACGGUGUAAAUCUUUUCCGGCAAAACUUGAAGCUGGAAGAAGAAUCUGGACAAGGACAGCAAUGCAGCAAGGUUCUUGAGUUUUGGUUAGCGUGCCAAGGGCUAUAUGGUCACACUGACCAAAAAGCUGAUAAACUACGUUCUAUUAUUUACAAAAAACUGUUCCUAAAAGCAGACUUAGGUGUAGAUGAAGAAUGUCGAAGGCACGUCAUGCAGAGGGUUAAAGUAUCCAUUGCCAACAAAACAGCUCUUCCUAAAAAUCUGUUUGACGAAGCCCUUGUACAAGUGGAAAAAUUUCUAAAUGAUACAUUGUAUCCGGCAUUCCUACAAUCUGAUACCUAUAUCUCUUAUAUUCGGUCACUGAAUUGUGGCAUUGAUUUUUAUGAUGGUAAAGUAGUGAACCAUAUACCAGACACUGAAGAAAAAGUGGUGCCCUCAAGAUAUCAAGCACCUCCAGAUCGUAGUCAAACUUUGUUAACUCUUAAAGAAGAUGCUGAAUUGUCCAGUCAUGAACUUAAGCAAUCUAAAGACUUUCCCAUGAAAUUAACCCAGUCCCUUUUGCACAUGUCCCAAAAACAACGGUCUCAUCUGGAAAAAGGAGAGUUUUUACAGAGGCAAUUGGCUGAGAUUCGUGAUCCAAAAAUAAUAGCCAAAAAAAGUGCUCAAUUAGAAAUGAAAGAAGUGCAAAAAUAUGCUCGAAGGAAUGUUGAGGGUUCAAUGACUGCUACAAUCAUUCCCCGUACAAUGAGAGAACCCCAGUGCAAUAAACCAGCAAUGGAACCAAAGAUGUUUGCUUCUAUACUCACUGAAAAGUUAGAAAAAAUAAAAGUGGAACGUGAUAUUGAAGAAAAGUGGGAUAAUAAAAUGAUUAAAAAUCUCUCAGAGCUUAAAUUCGACAGUGAAUCUGGCAAAAUUGAUGAUCCUAAAAUGUUAGAUGAAAUGUUUAGAGCAUCUUUAAAGUUACCUGAUGGCAGUGACGAUGAAAUAUUAGAUCAACAUGUACAAAAAUACUUUAAAUCGCCUCCUAAAUCACCUGAACAAUCGUUACACAGGCGACAAGGGUCAGGCAAAGUCAAUCGGCCUGUUCAACAAUUUGCCAGUACUUAUUUGGCAGCAGCUAAUCCUAAUUUGUCCAAACGCAGAGACAAAGAUAAUCGGGCAUCUGGAUACGAUAGUGGCAAUUACACUGACUUUACAGCAGACAGUUCUGAACCCAGCCGCCAUGUGCCAAAGAGUCGAUCUAUCCCAGAUUAUCAAAAUUUUGUUCCAAAUCCAGAGCUCAGAGUGUCAAGUUUAGGACGUCACACCUGGGGUAGCCGACGUACAAUGACUGACAGUGGAAUCAGUGUUGUAUCAGGACAAUCACAAUUGCCUACCAAUGCUAACAAGACAAGAGAGGACAGGUCGACCAAUCGUUGUAUGGUAUGGCUUCAAGAAAGUCCAAUGUGUGCUGGUGAUGCACUCGCUGACUCAGGUCCAGCUUUUAGUUGGUGUACCGCGUCCGCUAAUACCACGACUGCAAAAGCCUCUUCCCACGAUUGCGGUAACGUAGAUUGUGGUAGUAGUGGCUCCUGGACAAAUCACAUGCCCAAGCAGCCAUUUGUUGCCGACCCUAAUAUGCCACCACCUCCUUUCCCAAAUACAGACAAUCAGUUGAUAGAAGCUGGGCGUAGACUCAAUGACCAAAUGACGAAGAAGAAUCACAAACAGAGGACUUCUUCUUCAUCAUCUGGCCGUGGACUACCUGCAGAAGAAUCAGCUACACCGUCAACAUCUAGUACAAUAACUGCACCCCCAACCACCACUACUGUUGUGUACAAUUUCAAUGAUGAAGAAUUCCCAUUCAGGAAAAGAAUAGCCGGACAUCCAAUCACAUUAAAACAGUUUAUUGAAUGUAUGCCAAAGAAAGGACAUUACAGGUAUUUUUUUACUACUGAAUUUGAUGAAUCUCCAUCAACCGGCAUCCAAGAAGAAAUCACUGACGAUAAUCAGAUGUUGCCACUAUGGAAGGGCAAAGUUAUGGCUAGCCUAAGACUUAUCGACUGAUUGAAAAAUAUUUAAUUAAUUUAUUAUAUUUUUUAUUAAGUGCCUAGUUUAAGGAACAGAUGACUUGUAUAAUAAAUUUUUAACUGUAAAUUGUUUUUAAAAUACCUUAAGACUGGAUUUUAGUCCAAAGGUAACAAACAAAAAACAACAAAUAAUUGUAAUGUGUAAUGUAAAUCAGUGCCUUAGUUAUAAACCAAACACUAAUCGAUUCCCAAUGACUAGUGUGAAAGAACAAUAAAAGUGUGAAAUUGGUAAAAGAAAAAAAAAGACUUAUAUGUUUUGUAAGAAAAACAAAUUUUAUUGUGUUUUUUGUUAUUGCAAAAAAAGAAGAAUUGUAUAAAUUUUUUAUAAAAUGAUGUUUUAUUUUUAUAUGUCCUAAUUAUCCUUUUACAAUGUAAAAACUUGAAAUUUUUGAUUUUUGUUAUUAGUUGUGGAAAUAUUAAAUGUAAUAUGUCUAUUUGUGAACUACAAUAAAGCAGUACAGUGAUGUAUUCA
Molecule: messenger RNA, 3400 nt
Organism: Diuraphis noxia (Russian wheat aphid)
Lineage: Eukaryota; Metazoa; Arthropoda; Insecta; Hemiptera; Aphididae
Gene: Axn
Product: protein axin
Biological process (GO): negative regulation of canonical Wnt signaling pathway; positive regulation of proteasomal ubiquitin-dependent protein catabolic process; cell development
Cellular component (GO): plasma membrane; beta-catenin destruction complex; nucleus
Molecular function (GO): molecular adaptor activity; beta-catenin binding; protein kinase binding
Source: RefSeq, a predicted model, not a curated record